UUGGAGACUCAGUGCCCGCCGCGCUCUCCUAUAGUUCAGAUACACCUCCCACCUCGCCUCCUGCACCUCCAACCUCCAUCCUCUUCGUCGCUCACGGACUGACUUUCUCAGCUCCUUCGAUUCCAAUUUUUCUACUUCCAGAAUUUUUGUUUCUUUUUAUCUCCCCUGUUCCUGUUGUGGGUUCAUCGCAAGGCUGUGACGUGAACAGCAGGUGUGAGUUUUCCCGACUAUCAUUUUCAAUAUUUUUGUGUGCUUUGGGUUCUGCAAAACGCCAAAUACUACUAAUAAGGUAACAGUGGAGUUUACGACGCAGGAUGAAGUCCAAAACGAGUAGGCACUGGCAUCCCAUCGGAGUGGCCGCGAUGGUCCUCUGCGUCACAGUCUCGUGCGCAUCCACUUCGGACGACGAUUACUCGUAUGUGAGCACGGACUUAGAUGACCCCCUGCAGCCUGUGUGGGAUACACUGGAUAGACUGCCCAGCGAGGUGAGCGAAGCUGUCAUGAGAACCAUCGGCAUUCAAUUUAGGCUGAUCAACACACAACUGAGCAGCAAGCUGCAACCCUUGACCCACGUCAUGGCCACCGUGACGGGGGCUCUCCAAAGGUUGGAACAAUCAACACAAUCCGCCCCAGGCAACAAUGAAACAUAUCAGCAAUUAUUGCACUUACAAAAUACCAUCCUUGACAACUUGGUGACCAAACUGGAGGUUCAUAUCAACUCGCAAGUGGAGGCGCUGGAGACCAAGCUUAAGGCACAUAUCGAUGCGAAACUUUCGCCAGCUGCAAGUACAAGUGCAGUAGGCGGCGGAUUGGAAACCAGAGGAAGUGAAGUUGACGCCUCUAUUGCUCAAACACUGAGUGCAAACACCAGAGCCUUGGAGAAUAUUACUACGCACGUGCUUAAGAUCAACGAAAAGAUUGGCGGCUCCUCGGAAAGCGGCGACUCUUGCACUACAUUACUGGACAAAGUAACGGAGCUGAUGGACGGGUCUGUGGGGGCGAGUAGCGUGUGUCCCGUCGAGAACCAGCGCACCGCACCUUCUGCUCUGCCGCGGGAUUGCUCCGAUAUACACUGGGUGCAACCUGAGGGCCCAAGCGGUGUGUAUGAGACCUUCCCAACCUUCGAUAAUAAGGCACCUGUUAAUUGUUACUGUGACAUGGGCCAGCCCGGUGCGAAAGAUACGGGAGGUUGGACGGUCAUUUUAAGGCGCCGGAACACCACCUAUGGCUUGGUGAACUUUAACAGGACCUGGACUGAAUACCGUACUGGCUUCGGGGAUCCUGGCGAGGGGGAAUGGUGGUUCGGGCUGUCUUCCCUCCACGCUCUCACCUACCGCCAGCCCUACGAGGUGGACCUUCUCCUCCACGACAUUGAAAAAGGAACCUUCCACGCCCAGUACACCACCUUCAGAGUGGAGGACGAGGCACAUGCUUACAAGUUAAUCUUAGGUGGCUUUUCUGGAAACCUGACUCACGACGCCCUCACCUCCAAGCACAACGGGUCGCCUUUUAGCACCUGGGAUAAAGACAACGACUCCUGGGGAAGUGGAAACUGCGGCCAGAGCAACGGUGGCGGCUGGUGGUUCAACAACUGCCACUUCACCACCCUGACAGCACCUUUCCCAACCUCCGCGAACAGAAACGCGAGAACAAUUCGCUGGCUGGAGGACGACUGGCUGGUGUUGGAUGAUGUCACUUUAAAAAUACGACCCUUUAACUACGCGGAGAGAUUCAACGUUCACACUUUAGGCUAAAGAAAAAAAAUGUAUGUUUUACCUGUACAUUUGUAAUGCAGAGACGUUUAAACUCGUCUAAACUAAAUUUAGACAUUGAUGAUUAUUAAGAUGUCACAUACGUCGAUUGUCCUGUUGGGGAUUAGAUUCUCGACUCUCUCUCUCUCUCUCUCUCUCUCUCUCUCUCUCUCUCUCUCUCUCUCUCCUAUAUUUAAUCCCUUUAUAUAUAGAUUUUUUUUUUUUUCAUUUAUCAUUGUUUUCUUUUUAGCUGACGCAUAGCACCUUCACCAUGUAUAUUACUUACGCAAGCUUUUUACCUAGUUUUGAAAUGCAAGGUGACCUUAAUGUUUUGAUGGAAGAGAUGGUUGUGGCAAACAGUGUACACAUGUUUAAAGAGACACUGGAUAAAUAUGGUUAUGGAGACAAGACAAGAUGAGCUUUGGCUCAUGCCCUGUACAAUACAACUAGGUAAAUACAACUAGGUAGAUACACACAGAACAGCUGACACCUGCAUUAGAUUAUCAAUUAACAGACCUGACCUCACCUACCAGCCACCAGACCUGGCCUCACUUCAUCCCUACUCACACCUGCCUUCUUAGUCAGUUAGAGGGUAGGCUAGUUUACCAGGAUGGUCAGUAAAGGGAGAGGAAAGCCAAAGCAGGUGGUGAACACUAAAGUCUUCAAGAAUGGAGAUCUCUGCAAAAGGGAAAAGAGUCAGAAUGUGCUCCACUUUGGAAGUUAAGUAGUCAAAUAAUUUCUUAUAGUCAGAGGAGUUAGGUGAGAGGUAUACAGCACAGAUAAAUUCUAUUUGAGAGUGACUGUAGUUGUAGCCAGAUGGUGGAAAACUUGGAAGAUUCAAGAGCGUGGGCAUGAGAGCAGGUUAAGUCGUUGUGCACAAAAAUGCAACAUCCAGCUUUAGGUUGAAAAUGAGGAUAGAGAAAGAAGGAUGGAACAGAAAGGAGCUACUCUCAGUUGCCUUAGACACCUGUGUUUCAGUGAGGAAAAGAAGAUAAGGUUUAGAAGAAGAGAGGUGAUGUUCUACAGAUUGAAAAUUAGAUCUAAGACCGCGAAUGUUGCAGAAGUUAAUGAAGAAAAAGUUCAGGGGGGAUGUCAAGACACUUAGGGUUAUUAUCAGAAAAGGAGUCUGACCUGGGGACAUUUGUGUCGCCCUCCCCAGAUGGAGACUAAAUAAAUAAAAUAAUAAACAAUUGAAUAUAUUUUAAAUAAAUAAACUGUCGCUGUGUAUCUGUCGCUGGCUAACUGAAAAAAAAAAACUUAAAAAUAGUAUUGCGGCCCGCCCACAAACUUAAAUCUACUUUCCUUCAUGAUUCUCACUUUCCUUCUUCUGUCAAACGUCUUCUUUUUCCCUCACCUAACUCCUAUAUAUAUA
This is a messenger RNA of Scylla paramamosain (green mud crab), 3123 nucleotides long. RefSeq names its product techylectin-5A-like. The record is from RefSeq and is a predicted model, not a curated record. NCBI's taxonomy places the organism in Eukaryota, Metazoa, Arthropoda, Malacostraca, Decapoda, Portunidae. The transcript is spliced from 5 exons. The coding region runs from base 315 to 1754 and encodes 479 amino acids.